Molecule: messenger RNA, 4057 nt
Organism: Ceutorhynchus assimilis (cabbage seed weevil)
Lineage: Eukaryota; Metazoa; Arthropoda; Insecta; Coleoptera; Curculionidae
Source: the annotation of a GenBank genome assembly
AUGUAACGUAGGUGCACUAACAAAUAAAAGCACAGAAAUGAUGGAAUAAUCAGAAUUACUAGUUUCAAUAUUCUUCCACUACCUUCAAACAAACUACCCCUUUUUCAAACAUAGCUACCUCACCUCCAGCUGAUGAUUUUCGCCAACAAAUCAGACCAUAGAGGCAAGUACCUACCCAAAAUCAAAUACUUGGGCACCUGUCAUUUCAAAACCCCCAAUCCUAUGAAAUUUCCAGCUGCCGUAAAACCACAAUAAUAAAUUCAGGUUUCAGUGCAUUCCGUCCGACACCCAGCUUUACUCUAUAUCUAAAUAGUGUAGUGUUAUUAGCAAAGGAGGAGUCCCACAUGUGAUAAUUAUAGCGUCGUCGUCGGCACUCCACUACGUAUCGUACCGAAUUUUCAGAUUCUGGCGACACUGCGUUGGCCUGCAGUACCAAUUUUAAGGUACCUACCAAUAAUUGAAAGUGAACGCGAAAAGUGGUGACGAAAAAAAAUUGUGUUUUGUGAAAUAGUGUCAAGUUUUCUAGCAAUGUGAAAAGUGGAUUUAAUUAGUUAAAUAUAAUGUGAAGCUCGUUAUAAGUAGUGCUAACAACAAUGAAGAAAUUUUGCAACAAAAUCGUUAAAAAAGAGUGGAGAGUGACUAUACCCAAUGUCAAAUCUUCACCAAGUGAAGAUAGUUCUGAUAAAAACUCCAAACGAUCAUCGGGAUUUUACGAUUUUCAAGAAGCUCAGCUGGAAUUUGAUAAAUGCAGAAGCCUGCCAACCAGUAUUUACGUUGAAAGUGCUUCAAGUACCUCAUCUAGUGACAAUGAUGAUCAAUUUCAAGAUGCACGUGAAAAAAUCCCUACUCCUGAUAUUAAAAAUAGUGAGAAAGUUAACAGGAAUAGUGCUAGCAGUGAAAAUGAAAUUUACGAAGAACCACUACUAAAGAAUAAUAUCGAUAAAAAUAAUAGUCAAUUUGAGUAUGAUGUGCCUAGAAUAAGUUUUAAGUUUAUUGAAAAAAAGAAGCUUAUGGAGGAAGAAAAUAUUUAUGAAAACAAUAUUGAGCCAGUUUUGAUAAACCAUAAAAAAAAGAGUGAGAUACAAAUAAUUUUAAAGCAACCUGAAACCGAUAACGAAGAAAAUGAUAGUAGCUUUAAAUUAGAAGAUAUCGAAGAAGCACUUGAAGAAAUAAAUAAAGAAGAUGCUAGUACCCCAAAAAGUCACCAUUCUGGAACCUUCAACACUCAAUCAGAAAUUGUUGAAACAGUUCCUGUAGCUCUAAUAAAAAGCGGUAGUGAUCCAAAUUUAGCUUAUAGAAGUGAUGAUGAAGAUUUUUACAAAGUUCCUAGAAGCCUUAAAGUUCAACACCGUCUAAGUCAAUCCAUGAGCGAUUUCGAUCCAGAAAAUAUGAACCAUAACGAAAUUGCAAAGUCACAUUCAAGCAUAGAGCAUAUUUCUUGCAGUCAAGUGCAAUUGGCUCGUCAAAAAUUAGCAUUGAAUAAAGAGUCAAACUCCUUGGAGAAGCUGGAUUAUUGUAAAACUAGAAGCAAAUUACCUGUAAGGCUUCGAAGGGCCACUUUAUUGAGAAAACCCAAAAAAGCUAUGGACUCUUGGAAUAAUUUCAAAAGCAAAAUGGCCAAUAUGAUUUUAGAACAAGCCGCUCAACAACGAGUAGGAGCUUUCAACGAUAAGGAAAAAUUGAGCUUGAACUUUGAAGAAAUGUACAAAAGCUCUAAGAAUAGGUGCAAAAAAUACUUUCAAAAUACCGGCAAAAUUAUAAGCUCCAAAUUGAGUCAAACAGGCAGAAAAAGCGAACCAACUUCCGAAGUCAACAGUUGCGCAAACUCGCCAAUUAGUGAAACUCCUGAUAGAAAAUCCAGAAUUCAAGUGAGCGACAUCGAGUAUAAGCUUAAUAUUAGUGAAGGAUGUAAUGGUGUUAGUGAUAGUGAAAAAGAGUCACCGAUGAGUAAAGGGGAGAGUGAACUGAGUGUGGAUAAGCAGGAGGAGUUUGAUUUUUCAACGAUCAAGAGUGCAUUUAAGAAGAAAUUGGUUUAUUGUCCAGAGGGCCAAAACGGCUUCGAGGACUUACGACGAUACGUCAAACAAGGAGGAGAUUUUUGCAAAGAAGUCGCCUCUAUAUUACAAGAAAGAGCUGAAGCUGAAACCCAAUAUGCCAAAAGCCUGUCGAAACUCAGCCUGAAGCUAUCCAAAGCUUGCAGGGACGGUGUCGGAGGCCUAAACGAAGCUUGGAAAAUUGUAGCGAUCGAAUUGGAAGCUAAAGCCGAAGCUCAUAGAAUAGCUGGAAGUGCACUUUUGGAGGAGACCGCGAAGCCUUUGAGGAAUUUGAGUGAAAGCCAACACAGAACAAGAAAACAGUGCGAGAAUGCAGUCGACAAAGCUGCACGAUUAUUGGGGGAUUGGAGAGCAGCUGAGGCGAAAGGGAAAAAACAUAGUCAUGUCUGUGCAAGAGACAAUGAGAAACUUCAAGAUGCUGCAGUAAUUGAUACUACAAAAUUUGGAAAACAAACGCUAUCAAAAAGUACCAGUCUUAUACAUUUGGCCCAAAGGCAAAAUUCGGUGGACAAAGAGAAUGCAAAAUUGGAAGGCAAAAAGAAGAAAGCAGAAGAUGCUGUGAAAAAAGCCGAUAUCGAAUACUAUACUUUGUGUGUUAGAGCUGAAAGGGCAAGAUUAGAAUGGGAAUCGUCAGUAUUAAGAGGAGUGAACACCUUUCAAUCACUGGAAGAGGAGAGAUUGAACAAUUUGAAGUUAAUUUUGUUGUCUUACCUGAGACAUAAUAGUGAACUACAGCCUAGGAUAGUAGAGGCCACCGAAAGACUGAAAGCGCCAAUUGAAAUGACGGAACCGACAAAAGAUUUAGUAGCUUUCCAGAAUAUGAGGCAAACAUCUCAGCAAGUCUCCGAACAACUCUUACCAGAUUUUUAUUGCGAACAUAUUACUUUGGCUAUGAACAGGGAAAGGCGAAAACAGGCAUUGAUAAAGUUACUGCACCUGAUCCGGCAAGACAUCGACAGAGAAAGAAAAUCGAAAAAUGGUUUGGAAAAUUUAUCGAAAGCCAUAAAACAAACGCCAAACUUUGGUACGGAAGAUUCUCAACAAUCCGUAGUGGAAAAAUUAUAUCAUAUGAAAUCAAUGCUAACUUAUCUCGAAGGUGCCAGAUACAAAGUUCAAAGCGCUCUGGCAGAGCUGGACAGUAGGCCUAGAUCUGGCCAUCCCUUAGCACCCCACAUCACUGUCACUAGAGAUAAAUCUGGAUUACAACAGAGCGUGCUAAAGGUUCCUCAAUGGUUAAGGGAAGAAUUUUUCGAAACCGAUCGCAGUCCUAUCAGUGAAAAAUCACUGAAAUCAGAAAAAUCCGACAAUUCUGAUCCGCACAUCAAUGAAGUGGAUGACCACAUACUGGACGAUUGGAACCAUAGGGGCGCUGCUGAUGGCAAUUCAAAUCAACCCGAUUCAGAUUUUGAUGAAUUUUCAUCUCAGUGCAGCAGCACAGACCAUCUAGAAACAGAAAACGUCCAUCCCAUAGCCAAAUGCAGAGCCAUUUACGCUUACACGCCCAAUUUAGCUGACGAAUUAACUUUGAGUGCUGGUGACAUAUUAAAGGUUUAUCGGCAACAAGAUGAUGGUUGGUGGUUAGGUGAAUGCAAUGGCAACGUUGGAAUAUUUCCGGCAACUUAUGUAGAAAUUGUGCCUGCCUAAACGUCCCCUUGAGUGGGUUGUUUUAUGAAUAAAGACUGAAAACACGACACACAAAAAUGAAAAUCUAUGUAUUUAUAUUAGUAUCUAUUGUCAGGUACUUUUUAUUGUAUAAAAUAUUGUGUAAAAUUAUUAAUAUUUAAGUCUUCCAUUGAUAUUAUUUAUUACCAUAAUUUUAGGAAAUUUAAGAAGGUUGACUACAGUUUUUACUUAAAUUUCUCUGAAAAGGUAAAUAAUUUGAUAUUUUUACAUACUUAAUUGACUUACAUUGUCGAGUGACGUAAUAAGUUUUAUUGUUAUCUUUGUCCUAACAAUUUUGAAAUUUCUGAAUAAAUUAUUCUUAUUAAUGUAAUAUUAACGAA